AGAGGGGCCCCCUGCCGGGGGGAGGCGAGGACCUGGGCUGGGCUUUCCGCACCCUGGUAUCUUCUUUUCCCAUAACUUCAGUGCCCUGAAACCCGAGUAUUCCACCAAGAUAAUAUGAUAGGCACUUUCCAUGGUUUGGAGCCAUAUCCUACUUAGACGAAUGUGGGCCUUCCAGAGGUCCUGAGAGCUUGGUACAGAGCACACACUGCUUGCUAGUUGGCGUGGCAAUAAUGCCAUCUCUGCCUCAAGAAAGAGUUAUUCAGGGGCCUUCUGCCUUGGAUCUGAGUACAGAGCUGCCUUUUCAAAGCACACUGAAAAGGAGAGUCAGAAAGAAGAAAAAGAAGGGAACAAUUACAGCCAAUGUUGCUGGGACAAAGUUUGAAAUUGUUCGUUUAGUAAUAGAUGAAAUGGGAUUUAUGAAAACUUCAGACGAGGAUGAAACGAGUAACCUGAUAUGGUGUGACGCCGCAGUUCAGCAGGAGAAGAUUGCAGAGCUGCAAAACUACCAGAGGAUCAACCAUUUUCCAGGAAUGGGGGAGAUCUGUAGGAAAGAUUUCUUAGCAAGAAAUAUGACCAAAAUGAUCAAGUCCCGGCCUCUGGAUUAUACCUUUAUUCCUCGAACAUGGAUCUUCCCUGCGGAAUAUACUCAAUUCCAGAACUACAUGAAAGAAUUGAAGAAAAAAAGGAAGCAGAAAACUUUUAUAGUAAAACCAGCUAAUGGUGCAAUGGGUCAUGGGAUUUCUUUGAUAAGAAAUGGUGACAAACUUCCAUCUCAGGAUCAUUUGAUUGUUCAAGAAUACAUCGACAAGCCUUUCCUAAUGGAAGGCUACAAGUUUGAUUUACGAAUUUACAUUCUGGUAACAUCAUGUGAUCCACUAAAAAUAUUUCUCUACCACGAUGGACUUGUGCGAAUGGGAACAGAGAAGUACAUUCCACCUAAUGAGUCCAAUUUGACCCAGUUAUACAUGCACCUGACAAACUACUCUGUGAACAAGCACAAUGAGCGUUUUGAAAGGGACGAGACGGAAAACAAGGGCAGCAAACGCUCCAUCAAAUGGUUUACGGAAUUCCUGCAAGCAAAUCAACAUGAUGUCGCCAAGUUUUGGAGUGACAUUUCAGAGCUGGUUGUUAAGACUCUGAUUGUGGCAGAGCCUCAUGUCCUGCAUGCUUAUCGGAUGUGCAGACCUGGGCAGCCUCCGGGGAGUGAAAGUGUCUGCUUCGAAGUCCUGGGAUUUGAUAUUUUGUUGGACAGAAAGCUAAAGCCGUGGCUUCUGGAGAUCAACAGAGCUCCGAGCUUUGGGACUGAUCAGAAAAUAGACUAUGAUGUAAAAAGGGGAGUGCUGCUAAAUGCACUGAAGCUCCUCAACAUCAGGACCAGCGAUAAAAGGAGAAACUUGGCCAAACAAAAAGCUGAGGCUCAAAGGAGGCUUUAUGGUCAGAAUUCAAUCAAAAGGCUCUUGCCAGGUUCCUCAGACUGGGAGCAGCAGAGGCAUCAGCUGGAGAGGCGGAAAGAGGAGUUGAAAGAGAGACUUGUUCAAGUGCGAAAGCAGGUCUCUAAAGAACAACAUGAAAAUCGACAUAUGGGGAAUUAUAGACGAAUUUAUCCUCCUGAUGAUAAAACUCUACUUGAAAAGUAUGAAAAUUUGUUGGCUGCUGCCUUUCAGACCUUUCUUUCAGGAAGAGCAGCUUCAUUCCAGCGUGAGCUGAACAAUCCUUUGAAAAGGAUGAAGGAGGAAGAAAUUUUGGAUCUUCUGGAACAAUGUGAAAUCGAUGACGAAAAGUUGAUGGGCAAAACUUCCAUGCCUCGAGGACCAAAGCCUCUCUGUUCCAUGCCAGAGAGUACAGAGGUGAUGAGAAGACAGAAGUGCUACAGCAGUGAUAGCAGUUAUGAUAGUAGUGACAGCUCUUCAGAAUCAGAUGAAAAUGAAGAGUACCAAAGUAAAAGAAGAGAAAAGCAAGUUACUUAUAAUCUUAAACAGCCCAACCACUGCAAAAUAUUCCAAACAUCCAGUUCCAUAAGGCGUUCAUUCAGUUGCCCUCGGUCCAUCUCUUCUCAAUCACCUUGUAGUGCAGACAUCCGCCCUCUUUCUGCUCAACAAAUGAUGUCGGCAUCCCGGACAACUUCAUCGUGUCGGUCACAUUCCUUAAACCGUGCUUCCUCCUACAUGAGGCAUCUGCCUCAUAGUAAUGAUGCCAACUCUAAUUUUCAGGUGAGUGAGUCUUUGCGGCAACCAAGAACAAAAGAACAAGAAGAGGAUCUAACAAGUCAGACCUUACUUGUUCUCAAUGACAUGAAGAUCCGUUUUCCAGGGAAAUCAGAUGCAGAAACACAACUUCUGGUAGAAGAUAUCCUUGAUAACUGGAAGUUUCAUAAAACAAAAGUGGCUUCAUAUUGGCUCAUAAAAUUGGACUCUGUAAAACAACGAAAAGUUUUGGACAUAGUAAAAACAAAUAUUCGCACAAUUCUUCCACGCAUCUGGAAGGUGACUGAUGUCGAUGAACUACAUUUAUAUCGGAUUUUUAACCGGGUUUUUAAUCGCUUACUCUGGAGUCAUGGCCAAGGACUAUGGAACUGUUUCUGUGAUUCAGGAUCCUCUUGGGAGAGUAUUUUCAGUAAAAGCCCGGAGGUGGUGACUUCUUUGCAGCUCCAGUGUUGCCAGCGCCUAGUUGAACUAUGUAAACAGUGCCUGCUUCUGGUUUACAAAUAUUCAACAGAGACAAGAGGAUCAUUCUCAGGCAUUGGCACUGACUGGGGUAAUUCCAGGUAUUUACUACCAGGAUGUACACAAUUCUUCAUAAGAUCACCAGUCUACAACUUGAAAUACAGUUCACCUGGAAUGACUCGCUCCAAUGUUUUGUUUACAUCCAGAUAUGGCCAUUUGUGAAACAGAAGGGAAAUUGCCAUGGGUUAUGCAUUAUAGCAAUUCAUUGCCCCCUAAUGUAAACAUGCAAAGAAAGCAACCGUUAAGUGCUGUUUUAUGUAUAUAUGACAUAUAUAUGUGUGAAAUAUAUGCACACAUCACUCAAAUAAUAUAUUUAUUAUAUAAAAGAAUUAGAAAACUUGGAUAGAAGACUUAACCUUUCUGUAAAUGUAAUAAACCAUGUUAAUAUUGUUUACACAAUAUGUGAAUGUCUAGAAUUUGCUAGGUUUAUAAUUAAUACCUUCCUACUAGAAAUGGUAUUUUUGCUGCAGAGAAUAUGAAACAGAACUGAUCUUGGAGAUCUCACUACAGUGUUAAAUUAUUUUCUAGAUAACAUGUCUUUAACUUGAAUAAGCUCUAGUAGUGUAAUACCUUAUUCUUUUACAUAUAUAGUAGCCAUAUAAAAUGAAGAAAAAUUAGAAGCCUAGUAUUGCUUUGAUGAUAGGAUUAAGUAUAAAACGGGUUUAUCAUGACUAUAGCACACUGUAAAAUACUAUAAAAAUUCCAGCUUGAUUCUUCAACAUUUUGAUUCCUCUAUGUGGAAAUUUAGCUACUUAUGAUAAUGUAAAUUUUCAGUAAGGAUCUAGUGAGACCAUUUAAAUGAAAGACAAUCCAGUGGGUUAAUAAAAAACAAAACAUAAACUAGCUUUUAUUUUGACUUUUUAUCAGGAGUUACUAGUACAUUAAGGAAUAGAAAAUGAUGAUAAUGACAAAAAUCUUUUCAGAUGAUUUUUGUUAUACUACUCAUUUUUAUUUGGAACGUAUAUCUCCAAUGUGUAUACAGUCAAAAACAUUUUCUUCUGUUCUUCAGCAGUAGAAGAGUUGACCUUUGAAACUCAUUUCAAUGUUAAUGUGUCACUUAUUUUAUACGUCUUUCAAUGUUGAGACCAAAUUACAUUGCAAAGUCUAAUACAGUUUCACACUGCACCAUAGAAAAUAAUCUAAAAUGUUGCAAAUGGAGGAUUUUGCUUACUGGAUAUUAGUUGUGGUGUACCCUUAAGGAUUUUUAAAAAUCAAAAUAAAGUAUGAAGUUUCUUCUA
This is a messenger RNA of Myotis brandtii (Brandt's bat), 3961 nucleotides long. It is a transcript of the gene TTLL7, whose product is annotated as tubulin tyrosine ligase-like family member 7. The record is from RefSeq and is a predicted model, not a curated record. Gene Ontology annotation, cellular component: cilium. The coding region runs from base 231 to 2885 and encodes 884 amino acids. The transcript has 21 exons. Gene Ontology annotation, biological process: microtubule cytoskeleton organization; protein polyglutamylation. Lineage: Eukaryota; Metazoa; Chordata; Mammalia; Chiroptera; Vespertilionidae. Gene Ontology annotation, molecular function: tubulin binding; tubulin-glutamic acid ligase activity.